Molecule: messenger RNA, 1713 nt
Organism: Phytomonas sp. EM1
Lineage: Eukaryota; Euglenozoa; Kinetoplastea; Trypanosomatida; Trypanosomatidae
Source: the annotation of a GenBank genome assembly
AUGGGCAACUAUGUGCCCACGAACUGCAUUGGAAACGGAUCAGAGUUCACUUCGGAUCACCCGACUUUCCCACGCGCCGAACCGAUUUUAGCCACCCAAGGUCGUAAUGCUGCCGCGGGUGCGGGCGAGCAACGACGUUUGGGCGGUCGUGAGAGAGGCGGCAACAUGGUAGACGAGCCCUCCGUCCCGCCCCCAAGCAAUAGUCCCUUUCGGGAGAACGGCACCCUCCUCGAGGAUGAGAUACCCACCUCAGAGCUGAUUAGAAAGGUGGUCAUUCAUAUCGAUCGGCCGAUGGAGAACCUGCCGGAGCUGACGCUACCGGAGUUGAAGUUGAUCGGCCGCCGCGUGAGCUUUAACGCCGAGACGCUGAUCGGGAAGGAGCUACUCAUGAUGAAAUACAUCGGCCUCGUGGGCGCGAUCGACAAGGAUACCGUCAUGCUCAUCCACGUCUUCCGCUUUAGGGUGAACGACAACGGGCCGCACGUGAUGCAGCCCGACCAGGCCCUCGGGUUUCUCUCGAAGCGCAGCAUCGGCGCGGGGCUGACCUCGGCGGGGUUGGAGACCUUCACCUGGGCGUUGGAGCCCGGCGGGGAGGCGGCCCUCCCCCCCCCUGCCGACACGGGCGGCAGCAUCAAACGCAUCUACGGGAAGCUGCUCGGGCAGCGGGUGGGGAUCGGGCCGAUCCCUUUUGUCACCUUCUCGCGAACUAGUAUCAGCCGCGUGAAUUUCGCACAGGACCCGGCGAAUGGGUUUUUCUCGCUCUUCAGCGACCCCUCGAGGCGGUACUUCGACAUGCAGUGUUUGCGGAUGUUCUGCCGGCGGUAUAUUGUGCACACGGUGCAGAAAAACAACCCCCAUCAGAUCCCGCUGCGUGCGUUCAUCGUGUACCGCUGCAACUGCCCGAAUAUCGACGAGAGGCUGCUCGUCAAGGUCACAAGGGAGGAGAUUGAGCAUCUGGUGAACGUCGAGCGCGCCGUCAAGCGGGCUAAAAAGAAAGCGGCUACCAUAAGUCGUACCGCGCUACGUGAAUACGUCCCUCCUUCCACCGCCUUUAGCAGAACUGGAGUUCUUUACCUCACGCAUAUACCUCAACAAACCUUCACGAUUGGGCUGGUAGUGAUCAUUUUUAGUCUGUUGGUCCUGUUUUUCUUCACGUUCCUACUGUUAUGUUGUACGCGAGUUGUUAUUGUUCCAUAUAUAAGACAAUCUAGGGUGUAUGUCUAUUCAGAAGGCGCUAUAUGCCUUGCAGCGGGUAUGCUCACUGUAGUGCAUUCCCUUUUGAUGAGGAUUUUCUCCCCAUGUAGUGUAAGGUUGUCGGGAGUUCGAUUUCUUUUUAGUGUUCUCGGUCUAGCGUCAUCCUUUAUGCUGGUUAUUGUGCUUGUUCAUAAUCUGAAGCAUGACCACUUUGAUAGCUACAUCCGUUAUGACCUUCCAAUCGAGGAACUUCUUGAAUACUAUAGGCAGAAAGGGUGUGAGGGGUAUACGAUUCCCUGUAUACCCCAGAACAAAGGAAUGGAGGACUAUAAGAAAUUUUGUUUCGGGAAAGACACAACCAAACCUCCCUGUGGUAACUACUUGGAACGCGAAUACUCUAUUGCUUUGAAUCCACUGCUAUGUGUUGUGCUACUUUUGAUGAUAUUUGUGUGCUUUGAGGAGUUCAUGCAUUUCAAGCUCUUAUACGUUACGCGUAUGCUACUUUCCCGCUCUCGCUGA